CCCCGCCCCCCGCCGCGCCGCGGCCGCCAUUUUGUGCGAGGAGCCGCCGCCGGGGCCGGGCCGGGCCGGGCCGCGUCGCCAUCGCCGCCAUGCCGUCCUCGCCGCUCCGCGUGGCCGUCGUGUGCUCCAGCAACCAGAACCGCAGCAUGGAGGCGCACAACAUCCUCAGCAAACGAGGAUUCAGUGUCCGAUCCUUUGGAACAGGGACUCACGUGAAACUGCCAGGACCAGCACCGGACAAGCCAAAUGUUUAUGAUUUCAAAACAACAUAUGAUCAGAUGUACAAUGAUCUGCUUAGGAAAGACAAAGAACUAUACACACAGAAUGGGAUUUUACAUAUGUUGGACAGAAAUAAGAGAAUCAAGCCACGACCAGAGAGAUUCCAGAACUGCAAAGAUGUUUUUGAUUUGAUUCUAACGUGUGAAGAAAGAGUCUAUGAUCAAGUAGUAGAAGAUUUAAAUUCCAGAGAGCAGGAGACGUGUCAGCCAGUACACGUGAUCAAUGUGGACAUUCAGGAUAACCAUGAGGAGGCAACCCUGGGUGCUUUCCUUAUUUGUGAGCUCUGCCAGUGUAUACAGCACACAGAAGACAUGGAAAAUGAAAUAGAUGAGCUGUUACAGGAAUUCGAAGAGAAAAGUGGAAGGACUUUUCUUCAUACUGUCUGCUUUUAUUAAAGCACAUCUGUCUCUUAGGCCUUAAUACAAAUGAGAGAAGCAUGUGUUUAAAGUUCUGAUUAUACUGUAUUUUCCUGGAAAAAGAAUAUUGAUUUUUUUUUGUUUUGUUAAAGACUCCUUUUCUUUUUUUUUUUGUUUUGUUUGUUUCAUUUCAGGUAUUCUGUCACAGGUAGGCAGAGAUACUGGUUGAAUUGUACAUAUGAAAUGAUUAAAAGUAUACACAAAGGCCACCUAUUUAAAAAUGAAAAUCAAGAUUUUCUUUAAAUCCUACUUAAAUUGUUACAAGUAGGCUUUUAAUUAUAAAGAGAAUGUUUCUUGAAUAUAAGUUUAUAAUGUAUUUUUCCAGCUUACAAAUUUAUUUUAUUUCAGUUGUGCUUUUUUUUAUUUUAAUGUGACAGAAUGGCUGAACUAUGUGAAGAUAUGAAUGGAACAAUGAAAAAUGAGUAUCUGUAUAUUAUUAGAUAUAAAAUUGGAAGCAUCCAAUAAAAAUAAAAACCUGCAAGUUUGUCUGUUUUCAAAAUAGAAGCUAAUUGUGACUGCUCUUGUGAGGUAAGAUGCAAAGUAUCCGAAGUAGCACAAGAAUGCUCAUUCAUCCAACUUGUCUUGGAGAGCGUGUUGACAGCAAGAAGAUCCCGAUGGGAAUCGAAGACCUGGACUCCGUCCCGUGUUCAGAGAAGCUGCAUAUGUGGGCAACUCAUAGUGAUUUUUGAUCCUGUGUUGAACCAAAGUGAACUGCUUUCUCUACAUGAAUUAGGGCAAUGCCAGUAGAUCUUUUCACAUCUCAAUUGCUUUGGAAUUGUCAUACGUGAGAUUGAAAGAAGACUGUGAGACUGUAACUACAGCAGUCGGGGCCCAAUUGUAUAUAUGUCUUCUAUAAGGAAGAGGGGGAGAAAUGGCAAAGUUAAUAGAAAUGGUUGAAAGCUUUCUGUUAACUGAAAUACCUUUUGAAUGGAAAUAUUCUCUGCACAUACAGCAAUAAUAAACAUGUUUGUCACAGCUCA
This is a messenger RNA of Cygnus olor (mute swan), 1675 nucleotides long. RefSeq names its product SSU72 homolog, RNA polymerase II CTD phosphatase (gene SSU72). The record is from RefSeq and is a predicted model, not a curated record. The transcript is spliced from 5 exons. Gene Ontology annotation, biological process: termination of RNA polymerase II transcription. Bases 90 to 674 code for a protein of 194 amino acids. NCBI's taxonomy places the organism in Eukaryota, Metazoa, Chordata, Aves, Anseriformes, Anatidae. Gene Ontology annotation, molecular function: RNA polymerase II CTD heptapeptide repeat phosphatase activity. Gene Ontology annotation, cellular component: nucleus; mRNA cleavage and polyadenylation specificity factor complex.